CACAGACAGUGUGGACAGGAGUGAAGAUCAUCCUGGGCAGUUACUGCAGAAAAGGAACUUAGACCAACAGCAGCGUUUUUUGUGGAGCCCCACCAUUGUUUAGCAAGAUGCCUGUGUCGGUGAAUUAUAAAUCAGUGUCGGGUCCAGUAGGAAUCGUGAGACUCUUCGAAACCUUUCUCUCAUGUACAGCAUUCAGCCUGGUCGCCCACGUGAGGCAAUAUUAUGGACCUUAUGGAUGUUGGUGCAUGUUUUCCUGGUGCUUCUCGUUCGCCGUCUCAGUACUGAUCAUUGUGCUGGAACUGACAGCCCUUUACUCCAGCAUUCCCAUAUCCUGGGAAGACUUCACUGCUUCCUUUGCAAUGCUCGCUGCGCUGAUGAACUUGACGGCCUCGAUAAUCUACCCAACCGUUUUCCUCACGUCCAGCAACCAGGCAGGUGAAGACUUUAAGAUAGCUGCCACCGUUAUGAGCUGCAUGUGCUUUCUUGCUUAUGCCAUCGAAAUUGGCCUCACACGGGCAAGACCUGGUGAAAUCAGUGGAUUUUUAAAGACUGUUCCCGGGCUCCUGAAAGUGUUGGAAGCUUUUGUUGCCUGUAGUAUCUUUGUGAUAAUCGAGGGGUCGUAUCAAGCCAAUGGUGGGCGGCAGUGGUGCAUGGCUGUGUACUGCAUAUGCUUCAUCAUCACCUUUUCCAUCAUCCUUCUAACCAUAGCAAAACUCAUUGCAAGGCUACCAUUUCCAUUUGAGAGAUUUUUGACCGUCUAUAACAUUGUGGCUGUAUUGAUGUACAGUACUGCAGCAAUCAUCUGGCCAAUUUUUUGCUUCAGCGAACACUAUGGCCAGCCCACCAGACCAUCCCAUUGUGUAAAAGGCAGCUGCCCUUGGGAAAAUCAGGUCAUCGUAGCUGUAUUAACUUUUGCAAAUCUUGUUGUGUACGUUGUGGAUCUGGUUUAUUCUGCCAGGUUAAUGUUUGUCACUCAAGCAUAAAUGCUUCCAAAACCACAUCCAUUGGUAUUGGAGAAAGGUAAAGUAGAUUGCUAUUCUGAAUGUGUGUGAAUCUUUCCAUUCUGUCAGCUACCUUUCUUUCUGAUCAUUGAAAUCAAAUAUCACAAAAGGAAAUUUGCUUUCUUGAUUGUACUCAAUGCAUUUAAACAAUAAACAGGGAAGCCACACAAACUGGGAAGAUCCCAAAUAUGAUCUGCUGUUUGUGGCUGACCAGUAGGAACACUUCUGUUUGCCUUAGCAGUCUUUGCUUUACAUUGCAAUUCAGUGAUACUAGCUGUUCGUGAACGUAUAGAUGGACAUAAAAUAAAGACUAGAAUUCAGAUUGGCUGCCAUUCUCGCAACAUUGAGUCACACACAACACUUAACAGCUCAAAAUUCCAUUGGAUUUGACUUUUGACAUUUGCGCCACUAUGUUCCGAAAAGCAGUCAAGAGAUCCAGGGAGAAGAGAAUAUUAAGGACAGCGAUUUGAAGCUGCGUCCAUCUUGAGCUAUGUUAAAAGUUGACUGCUUCUCAAUGUUUGGGAUAUUUUUAGAAAAAAACUAACCAGGGUUACACCACUCACAAAGCAGACUCUAGUAUGGAUGUUAAAUGAGUUUCAGAUUGCUCCCACUGGGAGUCUUGUAGCACAUCACUGAGGCAGACCUCCUGAGUGCAGCAAUAAUGUCAUGGCCAGAAGGUUCAGGUACAGGUCCCACCUGCUCCAGAGGUGCGUCAUAACAUCCCUGAGCAGGUUGAUUUAAAAUAAAAGAAUAACUCUCAAUGGAUUUUUGAAGUACUUCUUUAUUGCAGGUUUGAUACAAAUUGAAGAUGUGACAGCUCUGGAAAAUACCCUUUUUUGUUGCACUGAUGCUAAUGUUGUGGCCAUUUCAAAGAAAAUUGCAUAAAUUGUAAUAUAUUUUAAUCAACAUAGAAUCUGCAGCAGAAACACAGGCCCAGUCAGUCUGUACCAUUUUUUAUUUUAUGCAGAAGCUUCCUCCCACUCUAAUGAAUCUUUCCCCAAUCUAAUUAGCUCAGUCCCUCCUUGCAUUCAUAUUCUUACGUUCCAUUUUCCCACAUGUAUGCAACAAGCCUGCCCUUCAGAGUAUGAAUGCUUCUCAAGUUCUGUGUGGCAACUUGUUACACAUUCUUGCCAUAUCUAAAUCCUAUGGGUUCUUUAGGUAUCUACUUGAUCAGCAAAGAUCUGAUGAAACCCUUAUUUAGUCCUGAACCAGUAACAAUUUUCCGAAAUCAACCCCAUCAAACUCCUAUUUAAAAAGGGGUCCUCUUUUUGCAGAGAAAAGAGCUCCAGUCUGUUCAGCAUUUCCAGAUAGUCACACCCUCGCAAAUCAGAUAUCACCUUCAUCAAUUGUAUCUACAUUUUCUCUCAUGUUUCCAUAUGCAUUUUACAUAAUAGAUAUCAGAACUGGGCACAGUAUUCCAAAUGUGGUCGAACCAAGGUUCUAUGCAAAUUUAAUGGUACCACCUUGUGUUUGUAUUCCAUUGUUCUAGAAAGGAAAUCCAGUACUUUAUUGCACUCUUUAUGGCCUUAUUGACUUGUGUUGCUAAUUCUGAAAUUAAUUCAUUAAUAUUCCCAGAGCUCUUUACUUCGCUGUCCCAUUUCAUUACCUGUAUUCCAAGGAAUAAACUCCCUAACUCUACCGAACAAAAUCAAGAGCUUCCCAGUUUGACAAACUGAAUUUCACAAGCCUUGCACUCAACUAAUUAUGCAGCAGCCUUGCACAUUAUUGCCUUAUCCCCAAGUAUUGUCUACAACUCUUGACACAGUAAUUCAAAUUUCCAAAUCAACAUGAUUUAUGUAUGUGACAUUUAAUAUCCCUUCCACAGCAAGUGUUCUUGUUAGGUCAGUUCGCUGGAUGGUUCGUUCGUUUGUAAUACCAACAGCAUGGGUUCAAUUCCUACACUGCCUGAGGUUACCAUGAAGGAUUUUCCUUCUCAACCUCACCCCUUGCCUGAGACAGGGUGACCCUUAAGUUAAACCACCGUCAGUUGUCUCUCUGUAAUGUAAGGGCAGCCCUAUGGUCCAGCAAGACUCUAAUUCCUGCUGUCUAGGAGAUAUCUAUUUAUACUUA
Rhincodon typus (whale shark) is the source of this 3071-nucleotide messenger RNA. Its product is annotated as myeloid-associated differentiation marker homolog. Bases 108 to 983 code for a protein of 291 amino acids. NCBI's taxonomy places the organism in Eukaryota, Metazoa, Chordata, Chondrichthyes, Orectolobiformes, Rhincodontidae. The transcript has a single exon. Gene Ontology annotation, cellular component: membrane. The record is from RefSeq and is a predicted model, not a curated record.